AAAAUCAGACUGACACUACUGACUGACAGACAUAAAUACUUUGCGUAAAUAUGAAAUGUCUUAUUUAUUUAUUUUCAAUCUGCAUCUGCACUUUUGAAAAACCAAAUCUUACUAUAUUUUAAUUGAAGCCCAAAUACGUUUUGAUAGAAAUUACAUUACACUAACUAUACUCGGAGUGCAAAAUGUUGGAGGUUAUAAAUGGAUUUCUGUUAGCAUACUUCAUGAUCUUGUGCAUUCUUAGCGCAUUGGUGCCUCAGUUGGGAAGAACAAUUGCAGGCUGCUAUUCUAGACCAUCCAGUGAGGAGCGUAUGAUUUGGGGCGAAAUUGUGAAGCUCAAAGCCGAGCAGAAGAAUGUAUCCAUGAAAGACGAAUUUGCUGCCUAUUCAAAACUUCAGCGAAAGAUAAACAAACUUGAGAAUCAUCUUAAAGACAACUCACAGUCUCGGAGGACCAAGAGUCUCGCCAUCAAAGGAUCCGUUCUUAUUAUCCUACAAGUAGUCAUGGGCUUGUUGAUAGUCGCCUCGGUUAUUUGGUUCAGAAGAGAGCCAAUAGUAGUACUGAAAGGAGACUUAUUCCCUCUUACAACUGUCCUCAGCUAUCCAAGUGACAUGCCAAAUGCUAUUUCAACACACAUGUGGGUGUUAAUUUCUAAUGUUUCUGUUAGAUCACUGCUUCGGCCUGUAACCUCCUGACUAGCAGUUUUGUAAUUGCUAUUUAUUGAGUAUUGUUAUUAUUAAUGGGACUGGAAUAAAGACAACAUAAUAUA
Messenger RNA from Pectinophora gossypiella (pink bollworm), 766 nucleotides. Its product is annotated as guided entry of tail-anchored proteins factor 1-like. Gene Ontology annotation, biological process: tail-anchored membrane protein insertion into ER membrane. Lineage: Eukaryota; Metazoa; Arthropoda; Insecta; Lepidoptera; Gelechiidae. The record is from RefSeq and is a predicted model, not a curated record. Bases 183 to 692 code for a protein of 169 amino acids. The transcript has 2 exons.